Molecule: messenger RNA, 1958 nt
Organism: Spirodela intermedia
Lineage: Eukaryota; Viridiplantae; Streptophyta; Magnoliopsida; Alismatales; Araceae
Source: the annotation of a GenBank genome assembly
AUGACAGUUGCAGCCAAUGUGUCUCGUUUUGAGGGUGUGACCAUGGCCCCUCCGGAUCCAAUUCUUGGGGUCUCUGAAGCUUUCAAGGCAGACACUAAUGAUCUGAAGCUUAAUCUUGGAGUUGGCGCUUACCGGACAGAAGAACUCCAACCCUAUGUUCUUAAUGUCGUUAAGAAGGUCAGAUAAUUUACGUACACUAUAAUUUAUCUGACUGUCCUAUUCUUCAAGAUGGCAACAGGUUAAAACCGACUCUCAUUUGGCUCAUCCCUUCCUUGCAUUUACGUUGACCCCAAUCGUAUUAUCUCUUACUUCACAGGCAGAGACCUUCAUGUUAGAGAAGGCCGAGAACAAAGAGGUAAUUUGAGGCAUUCAAUGAAAAUGAUUCCGCCAGUCUCGCUCUAAGAUUUCGUUAAAGUCUUGGCUACACUAUCCUCGCAGUACCUUCCGAUAGAAGGUUUGGCCGCAUUUAACAAGGCCACUGCCGAGCUGAUAUUCGGAGCAGACAAUUCUAUUCUCCAGCAAGGAAGAGUACGCUUUCUCCACCCUUUAUUCUAAAGAUAUUCAUCAGGGGAAAUCACAUCAGUUCUGCUCUAUUAUUCAGGUGGCCACUGUUCAAGGCCUAUCGGGGACUGGUUCUCUUCGUUUAGGCGCAGCAUUCAUACAAAGAUACUUCCCAGAGGCAAAAGCCCUGAUCUCGGCUCCGACCUGGGGUACCUUCUUUGUUGUGCAUCAAGCAUGUAUGUUCGAUGCUCAUAUUACUCAUCUUCUGUGAUUUAAGGCCAGAUGGCUUAAUUCCUAACAGGAAAUCAUAAGAAUAUCUUUAAUGAUGCGGGCGUCCCCUGGUCCGAGUAUCGAUACUACGACCCUCGAACAGUUGGUUUGGACUUUGACGGCAUGAUUGCAGACAUUAAGGUAAGUGUUAUCAAUCCUCUUUGCAAUGGAGAUAUUUAUUUCUUUUUUGCUUGCCGUGAAGAAAAUCUUCGUCUUUGGGUGGGCAGUUCUGUAACUUCAACCUCUUGCUUUCCAUUUCUAGGCAGCACCGGACGGAUCCUUCAUCGUUCUCCAUGGCUGCGCCCACAACCCUACUGGCAUCGACCCGACUCCAAAACAGUGGGAGCAAAUCGCCGACGUGAUCCAAGAAAAGGGCCACAUCCCCUUCUUCGACGUCGCGUACCAGGUAACGGCAGCCUUCGCUUCCACGCCUUCCGAUCCCAUCCGAACGACGUCUGAUCCUACACAGGGCUUCGCGAGCGGAGACCUCGACACCGAUGCCUCAUCUGUGCGGCUCUUCGUCUCCCGCGGGCUGGAGCUUCUCGUGGCCCAGUCCUACAGCAAGAACCUGGGUCUCUAUGCAGAACGAGUCGGGGCCAUGAACGUCGUCUGCUUCUCAUCAGAUGCAGCAACAAGGUAGGACGAGGAACUGAAAUCCUUCACACGCGUUGACCGAGAACGCGACUAAAAGAAUUAUGCCCUCGUCAGGGUGAAGAGCCAGCUCAAGAGACUCGCCCGCCCGAUGUACUCGAACCCUCCUGUUCAUGGCGCCAGAAUCGUGGCCAGCGUGGUCGGCGACCCGGCGCUGUUCAACGAAUGGAAGGAAGAGAUGGACCAGAUGGCCGGGCGGAUAAAGAACGUGAGGCAAAGGCUCUUCGACAACCUCUCUGAGAAGGGCAAGAGCGGGAAGGACUGGUCUUUCAUCCUCCAGCAGAUCGGCAUGUUCUCCUUCACGGGCCUCAACAAGGCGCAGGUGGGUAGCUCCUCCCUGAACUCUUCCUCCUCGUCCUCCCCCUUCCAUCCUCCUAUUUUUAGCAUCUUCCAUGUUCCUACAGAGCGACAACAUGACGGACAAGUGGCACGUGUACAUGACCAAGGACGGGAGAAUAUCGCUAGCUGGUCUGUCACUGGCUAAAUGCGAGUACCUCGCCGACGCCAUCAUCGAUUCCUUCCACAACGUCAGCUAG